Messenger RNA from Dreissena polymorpha, 3756 nucleotides. RefSeq lists its product as uncharacterized. The coding region runs from base 315 to 3074 and encodes 919 amino acids. The transcript has 2 exons. NCBI's taxonomy places the organism in Eukaryota, Metazoa, Mollusca, Bivalvia, Myida, Dreissenidae. The record is from RefSeq and is a predicted model, not a curated record.
CUUUUAUAAGUUCACGAGUACAGUUUAACUAUCGAGAGUUGAAAAACAAUAGAUUUAAACUUGCGCACAGAGCCAGCGCGAUACGCGUAAUUAGGCACUUUGUGUAUGUCGUUAAUUAACGUAACGGAUUAUUAACUUGGCGAGUUUAUACUACUAACGCUUUAUGGUGGUACUAAACCUUUAAUAGAGAUAGUGUUCAUUGAAUGUACGAAUGCAGUAGUGUACGGCCUUUUUAAUGUAACCGUUUGUAUUAUGGAUAAACUUUUAUUUCUUAAACGUUUACCAAAAGUGUUUGGAAGGUUUCUCGUAAAAUAAUGGCGUUAUGUACACACACGGCGCGCACAUGUCUGACUUUACGAAAGAAGGGAACACAUCAUACUACUCAUGAACAGGUUGUUCCCAGACACCUACAGUUUUUGUUUUACAAGGAUAACAGGCCCUGUUAUAAAUGUAUUUCUCGCGGCUGUAUACAGGACGGGGAGAAUAUGUGCGCCCUUUGCCAGGAGUACAUGUGUAUCAGCUGUACCAUGGAGCACAGCAAGGAGUGCGAGCACAGGGAGCGACGAGUAGCCGCCUGUACGCCCCGGAUCACCAAACAUGUCGCCUACAUGGAGCGACAGACGCGGAACAGAGACGCCCCGAGGGUUGCGACACUUGACAUGCCAGAGCAUUACUCUCCUAAUCAAACAGCUGAAGGGAAACCCGAACGAUACAGUAGUCUAUUGUUAAAUGGUUAUCAGAAUGGAGGUAAUAAGUCUAAGAAAAAAACGCAAAACCUUUCCUCAACUUCAUCUUGUAGUAGCGAAAAGCCGCACUUCUCCGGAAAUAACGUAACAGUGCGCGUUGGAAAGUCAGCAACCAGCAAACAGACCUCAUUUUGCAUGGCGUGUAGUGCUCAUGUCCAUAUGAACAUAGAGAAUUACUGCAAACUGCACGACGCUCUGUGCUGUGAGGAAUGCCUUCAUUGCGGUCACGACAGCUGCACCGUGCAGCCCAUCGACGAGGUAGCGCAUGGUAUCAAGGACAAUACACACAUGAAAGACGUCAUGCGCCAGAUAGCGAAGAUACAGAAUGACUGCAUGAUGUUUGUGGACAGGAACGAGCAGCUACUUGACGCCCUGGAUGGCCUGGACCUACAACAGAUGCGAAAAACUCAUCAUAGCGUGCGCAUGGGCGAUAUCAGAUAUGUCGCCAAAAGAUUUGUCACAUCCGGUAAAUUUUUGGAAACAAAUGUUGGACUAAAGCUCCAGGAUCUUGAGCAUGCAAUGCGACAAGGAAACGACAUCGAGAUAUUUGUGCUUUUAAAACGGAAUCAACAAUUAAUUGUAGAUUCGAUGAAUAAAUUACACACUUUUGAAAAUGAGGAAAAACAAAUGCUAACUGCUAAUGAUGCUUUAUUAAAGCUGCUACCAGAUCAAUGUGUAGCAGUUGAAAAAGAAAAGGCGGAUUCAACAAUAAUUAACAAUAGGAAAAAUGAAACUGCGACAGAAACUGUAGACAAUUCUGUUGACAAGAGCGGUAAUAAAGACGAGAUUAAUGAUGAUUCAGACUGUGAACAAAGCAGCGAACAGAAUGUUGUCAGAACGAGGAACCGGGAGACUAGACCUGUGGCCAACAUCUCUGGACGAUCUGUCUCGUUUAAGAAUGACUCCAGAGCAGCAUCGAGGGCGAGUGGAAAUGACAGGAUUCUUAAGUACGGCCUGGUUACAGAGUUCUAUUUAGAGGAUAUGCGCGGGACAGAGGCCCUUGACGUGGUGAGACUGCAGUCAGCGCCUCCGGAGCGGCUCUUAGCGGCCGAUGCAGUGGAUCAAAACAGCCGACCUAGAAGUAUGCAUACAGUGAGCCACGACCACGUAACCGGUGGGGAAAUAGGGAAGCCUGAACGUUCGGUGAACAUUCCACAGCAACUGAACCGAAAGGAUAUGUUAAAAAGCAAAUUGCAUAUGCUUCAAGCUUCACGUAAUAGUAUCACAGCAGUAAAUACUAAACUGACAAACCCUCGUGUGCAAGAAAAGAAAACGGUCAAUGAAAAGAAAAAACCGGUGAACGAAACAUACAAGACGGCUUUAAGUUCAUCAGGUUUCCAUGAAAGGCCAUGUAGACUAUUCAAGUCGCCGGUUACACUCGAAAGGGAAAUGAAUGAUGCGACGCCUCUAAUAAUGAAAGAAUCUUCGUUCAUUAAAGCUCACUCAUUUGACCGCGAGCCGAGCAUGGUCGAUGACAAGAGCAGAUACAAUCGGCAAAACUACGCCAGCAGACCGCGAUCCAAGUUGUUACUGACAGAGGAGCAGAUUGUGCGUCUGCCAGAUGAAGAAAUGACAUGCGACAUUAAUGGAAUAGCAUGCAUGCCCGACGGAAAGUUGAUUGUUUCGGACUUCAACAACAAAUCUAUCAAGAUGUUCCGAACGUGCUGUAGAAACCCAACGCGACUGUCGCUUACUGAUCCACCAAGAGGCGUUACUUCUAUUUCCAACACUCAUAUAGCAGCAAUAGUAGGGCUAGCGCAUGACCGCCUGUUUAUAAUAAAUGUUGGAGUCGAUCUCAAAGUUCACCAGAGGUUCAAAAUAGGAUGCAUGUGCAAGGCCAUCACAAAUUUCAAUUCACACAUAUACCUUCUUUGUAUGUAUAACUUCCAAGGGGAGAUCAGAAUAGUCAGUACGGACGGAGUGGUGAACAUUCGUAUCAGCCUGGGGCACAUCAUUACCGCGCCUAUGUUCAUCGCCGUUAAUCCGUUCAACGGGAUCGUGUACGUCACGGACGCCACGCGCGGCGUGCACGCAGUCGAGACUGGCAAGACGGUGACGCGAGCAUUCGACCUGAACGUGGAACAUUACCAUGGCGUCGCCGUCGACAUCAACAACACUGUCUACGUGUGUACUGAGAACGCUAGCGGGGUGCAGGAGGUCAGCUACAACUGGAAACAUCUGAUGCCUGUUUUGCUGGGUUACGACGGCGAGGGUCCCAAAGUGGUCUGCUACAGCGCCGCCUCCAACAGCCUCCUCAUGUCCGCGCACUGCUCCGAGACCGUCCAGAUAUAUAAAAUACUCGACCAGCUCACUGUCAGCGAGAAAUAGCACGUGCCAUGUGUGGUCAUAUAGUACGUGACAUGUGUGGUCGAAUAUCACGUGAAAUGUGUGGUCAUAUAGCAGAUGACAUGUGUGGUCGAAUAUAGCACGUGACAUGUGUGGUCGUUCAGCACGUGACAUGUGUGGUCUUAAACAAAUCUAGAAGUCGCAUAUCAGUCAUAUUUCGCCAAAACGUAUACGUGAAUGGGAUAUUCCUACGUACAACUCGUACUUAUGCUUGCCCAUAGUUUGUUGAGCCAUGCGUCGAUAUGAUGAAUAUUAUUAUAGUAGUAACAUUAUUUAUUGCAAUUUCAACAAUCGAAUCAAUCAACAACGGACUGCGUCGAAACUGACCCUGUUUUGAACGCGAACGAUUUUUACAGUAGGAACUGUCGGAGCAGUUUUUACCAAUGAAAAACAUUUGAAGUCGAUAACAGAAUUCGUUUGAUGACGUUCUUAAUGCUAAGUGACGAAGAUAUUUAUAUAAAGUAUUGAAAUCAAUAGCAUACUUUGCAGUGGCUUUAAAAUUAAAAAUGCAUUCGAAGUGAGUUUUAUGUUGAUUGUUGGUUGUCAUGGGGCAAAUAGAUAAUUGAUAUAUCAGGUGAAAGCAUAAACACAUGUUUGCAAUUAAUAAGUGAUUAAAUAUAAUUUGCUGCUUGUCUUGAAUUUUCCGAAGUAAACGAAUGUCCGA